AUGGAACCUGUUGGAAUUCUAGGACUGACGGGGCUCUUCAGCUCUUGCUUGGACGUUCUGGAGAGGUUCAACUCUUGGACGGACUUCAGCAACGAGUCGUGCUCGCUAGCAGCUCGAUGUGAGGCCAAUAAGCUUCGUUUCAAAAUAUGGGGCCAACGCGUCGAAAUGACACUCAAGAUGUCAUCUGCAAGCCGGGAAUCCAGUCAUCCUCUCCACACUCGAGUGCGGAAGCAGAGCAAUUGCUCUAUUACAUCCGGAACCAAUUCAGAAGCCGACGCCGAGUCUGAUACCGACUCGGACCAUAAGCUCUCUCCUAUGUCAUCCUCCAGUUCUGAGCCCGUCCCAGGCCUAUGGGCUGAGGAUAUUCAAGACUGGCAGUUCUCGUUUGGUAUCAAGUGGGCUUUGUUAAGGCUAGCCGGGUGGACCAGCGGCAACUCAGAGUCCUUCGAUUUUGCUCUUAGUGUCGCACCGUAG
Messenger RNA from Penicillium robsamsonii, 474 nucleotides. RefSeq lists its product as uncharacterized. The record is from RefSeq and is a predicted model, not a curated record. NCBI's taxonomy places the organism in Eukaryota, Fungi, Ascomycota, Eurotiomycetes, Eurotiales, Aspergillaceae. The transcript has 3 exons. Bases 1 to 474 code for a protein of 157 amino acids.